AUGGGUGUGCAGAUCGAAGCCUUGAAGAAAGGCAAGGCGGUGUACAAGCCUAUCUACAACCAUGACACUGGCAACAAGGACUGGGAUCCUCCUGAGCUCAUUGAGCCCAACAAGAUCAUGGUCUUCGAGGGACUGCACCCCAUCUAUGACGAGAAGGCACCG
Molecule: messenger RNA, 162 nt
Organism: Durusdinium trenchii
Lineage: Eukaryota; Dinophyceae; Suessiales; Symbiodiniaceae
Source: the annotation of a GenBank genome assembly